AUGCAUCCCGCCCCUACAGCGUCGCCGGGUGGUGGUGACCCGUCUGGCACCGACUUCACCUCCGAGAAGCGCGGCGGCAUGCCCGAGAGCGACACGAGCGCCGGCGAGUUGCAAGUGGGCCACGCGCCUCUGUCGAAGGCUGAUGAGAUGGGAAAGUCGCCCGCCAAGGACGGCGAUGCUACUGAUGCCACCGCCGCCGCCGACGCCAGCGACUUGGAGGUCGGAACGAACCAGACGGACUCGAUGCGCGACUCCAAGGGCAAGCGGACCAAAUGGAUGAGGUUCUACCGGAGGUACAGGCUUCCGGUCCACGUCGUUGUAUGGAUGCUGUUCACCGCAUGGUGGAUCGUCGGCCUCGUCUUCCAGCGCGACAGGCUCGGCUGGCUGAAGCCAUUCCUGGUCUACCUCGCCAUCACCAUCCGGAUCGUCACCCUCUGGCUGCCGGCCGCGGCCGUCAUGGUGCCGCUGCGCUUCGUCUGGGGCCACACCGUCGCCAGGGUCUACGACCUGACGCCCAAGAAGCUGCACCAGCCGCUCGCCGCCCUGCUGACCAUCGGCGUCUUCCUCGUCGGCUCCAUGAUCCCCGACGACGUGGGCGAGAACACGCGCGCCAGCCGCGCCAUCUCCCUCUUCGGCCUGCUCCUCAUGAUCGCCCUGCUGACCGCCACCUCGCGCGACUGGCGCAAGAUCCCCUGGCACACCGUCAUCGGCGGCAUGCUGACCCAGUUCGUCAUCGCCGUCUUCGUCCUCAAGACGAGCGUCGGCUACGACAUCUUCGCCUUCAUCUCCGAGAUGGCCCGCACCCUGCUGGGCUUCGCAAAGGAAGGCCUCGAGUUUCUGACCGACGAGGAGGUGCCCACGCGCACCUGGUUCCUCAUCUCCGUCAUCCCGGCCAUCAUCUUCUUCAUCUCGCUCGUCCAGCUGCUCUACCACUGCGGCUUCCUGCAGUGGUUCAUCAAGAAGUUCGCCGUCUUCUUCUUCUGGUCCCUCCGCGUCUCCGGCGCCGAGGCCGUCGUGGCCACGGCGACCCCCUUCAUCGGCCAGGGCGAGUCAGCCAUGCUGAUCAAGCCCUUCGUGCCGUAUCUCACGCUCUCCGAGAUCCACCAGGUCAUGACCUGCGGCUUCGCCACCAUCGCCGGGUCGGUGCUCGUGGGCUACAUCAGCCUCGGCCUCGACGCCCAGGUGCUCGUCUCGUCGUGCGUCAUGUCGAUCCCGGCCAGCAUCGCCGUGUCGAAGCUGCGGUACCCGGAGACCGAGGAGAGCCUCACCAAGGGCAGCAUCACGGUGCCCGACGACGACGAGAAGGCGUCCAACGCCAUCCACGCCUUCGCCAACGGCGCCUGGUUCGGCCUCAAGGUGGCCGGCAUGAUCCUGGCCACUCUCCUCUGCAUCAUCUCCUUCGUCGCCCUCAUCAACGGCGUCCUGGGAUGGGUCGGUAGGUAUCUCGGCAUCCACGACCCGCCCUUGACCCUUCAGCUCAUCCUGGGCUACAUCCUCUACCCGGUGGCCUGGUGUCUCGGAGUGCCGAACAAGGACCUGCUCGUCGUUGGCGAGCUCAUUGGCAUGAAGAUCAUCACCAACGAGUUUGUCGCCUUCAAGUCGCUCUCUAGCAAUGUCGAGCCCUACGUGUCCAUGUCUGCCCGAUCCAAGCUCAUCGCCACUUACGCUUGCUGCGGUUUCGGCAACAUCGGAUCUCUCGGCACGCAGAUUGGUGUCCUCUCCCAGAUCGCCCCUGGCCGUGCUGGCGACGUCUCGCGCGUUGCACUGUCGGCCUUGUUUGCCGGCGUUCUGUCGACCCUGACCUCGGCCAGCGUUGCUGGCAUGCUGUACACUGGGUAG
Messenger RNA from Colletotrichum higginsianum IMI 349063, 1839 nucleotides. RefSeq names its product NupC family nucleoside transporter. NCBI's taxonomy places the organism in Eukaryota, Fungi, Ascomycota, Sordariomycetes, Glomerellales, Glomerellaceae. Gene Ontology annotation, cellular component: membrane. The coding region runs from base 1 to 1839 and encodes 612 amino acids. The transcript has 3 exons. The record is from RefSeq and is a predicted model, not a curated record. Gene Ontology annotation, molecular function: symporter activity; nucleoside transmembrane transporter activity. Gene Ontology annotation, biological process: nucleoside transmembrane transport.